UGUCCUCAGCCAGCCAUUCACAUCUCAUCCCAAAGUCCUUGAGGGAGUAUAUAAAUAGCGGAGCUAUUCCCGUACCUCACGAAAGCUGCCAUGGUACACCCUAGCUGCAACCAUAAACGCGACCCAGAGAAGAUGUGACGCGUUGCCUUGGCUUGUACGCGCAUCCAACUGAUAUACUCCACAAGCAAGCACACUCCCCUACCUUGCUCUCGGCCCGGCCGUCUCUCACCCCCUCGCGCCCCUCCACCUGCGGCACCGCCGGACGGCCGCGUGAACGAUGGCAAGUGAAGCUCUCAUGGAGGUGGAGCCGCCGCCAUCCCCGCUGCCCGCCGGCGCCGUCUGCUGCAUGUGCGGCGACCGCGGCCUGCCGCACGAGCUUCUCCGAUGCAAGCUCUGCCGCGUCCGGAUGCAGCACAGAUACUGCAGCGAUCUCUACCCGAGGGCGACGGCGUACCGGCGGUGCAACUGGUGCCUGAGGGAGCCAGCCCAAGGCGGAGGAGGACAGACACUCGCGCGCCCGGUGGCUAGCAGGAUCACUGAUAAUAAACGGAAGGCCGCGGCAUCAACGGACGCGUCGACCUCCGAGGAGGAGGAGGAGGAGAAGCGUCGGCAGAGUCACGAGGCCGGAUGCGCCACUAGGAGAUCGAGACCACCGGCGGAUGUCGGCCUCCCGGUCAAGAAGCACAAGGCCGGCGACAGGACAGCGCUGCCGCCGUCCCCGGGCGCGUCCAAGGUGAGCAGCGGCAACAAUAGGCAGAAGACUGGCGAGAGGGCAGCGCUACCGCCGUCCCCGGGCGCAUACAACGGGACGAACGGUAACAGUAAGCAGAAGGGCGACGAGAGGGCAACGCUGCCGCCGUCGCCAGGAGCGUCGAAGGGUAGCAACGGAAACAAGAAGCAGAAGACCGAUGAGAUGGCGGCGGCGCCGACGUCCCCGAGCGCGUCGAACAGGACCAACGGAAACAGUAAGCACAAGGCCGGUGACAGGGCAGCGCUGCCGCCGUCGCCGGGCACAACGGCGAAGGGUAACAACGGCAACGAUAAGCACAAGGCCGACGAGAGGGCAGCGCUUCCGCCGUCGCCGGGCGCAACGGCGAAGAGUAACAACGGCAACGAUAAGCACAAGGCCGACGACAGGGCAACGCUGCCGCCGUCGCCGGGCGCAACGGCGAAGGGGAACGUCAACAAGAAGUCGAUGCAGGCUGGGAAGUUGACGCGGGCGGGUAGGGUCAAGGUGAGGAGGUACAAGCUCCUUGCCGAGGUGAUUAGCUGCUAGGAUUAACACGGAAUAAAAAUGGCUGCUACUAGCCAAGUAGGAAGUAGCUAGCCUCGAUCGGCAUUGGUGUCGAUGUCUGUACAUAGAUCGUGUAUCCGCCGUGUACGGUGCGUGCUGUACAAAUCUGAGAGUUUUCAGUCAAUUUAGCCGUUCCACUA
This is a messenger RNA of Lolium perenne, 1434 nucleotides long. RefSeq lists its product as uncharacterized. NCBI's taxonomy places the organism in Eukaryota, Viridiplantae, Streptophyta, Magnoliopsida, Poales, Poaceae. The record is from RefSeq and is a predicted model, not a curated record.